This is a messenger RNA of Kwoniella botswanensis, 9123 nucleotides long. RefSeq lists its product as uncharacterized. The coding region runs from base 1 to 9123 and encodes 3040 amino acids. Gene Ontology annotation, biological process: DNA repair. The transcript has 11 exons. Gene Ontology annotation, molecular function: protein serine/threonine kinase activity; protein binding. NCBI's taxonomy places the organism in Eukaryota, Fungi, Basidiomycota, Tremellomycetes, Tremellales, Cryptococcaceae. The record is from RefSeq and is a predicted model, not a curated record.
AUGAACACCGUCCAAGGUCUGCAGACCGCUCUCCGACUAACUACCUCGGAUAAGAUCAAAGAUCGUACUCAAGGGAUAGAGCUGGUCAGAGAGAUAUUCAGUAACAGAGAAAACCUGAAUGCAUUCGGAGAAACAGCUAGGAAAGAAGGUGGUGCAGCAUGGAUAGCAUUCUAUCAAUGUUUGUUUCAGACGGUGGUGAUGGAGAAGAAACUCGUUGUGAAACCUGGUGCUACAUCUACCGCCGACAAACGACUAGCUGAUUCUAUUUCCCUCAUUCGAUGGAUGGCCGAAAGGACAGUUCAUAUGAUAUCGAAGAAACCUUUUCUGGUACUGUUCAAUCAUAUGACAAGGUUAUUGGUAUUCUCGAAUCAAAUAUUCCCUCCUGCAGCUUUAGAUUACACCAAAGCCUUGCGGACGCUGUUGAGCUAUCCACCUCAUUUGGAAAGUCUCGAUCAAACAAGCUGGAAGAUACUGAUGAACAUAUGUUGGUCAGCUGUAUUAGGAGAUGAAGUAGUGAUUGAUGAUGCCUGGGAAGAUGGAGACCUUGAAGAAGAGGAAGAUAGAAAUGGAGGAAUGGAUAUCGACGGCUACUCCACUCAAGUUGGAUCUUCGAGGCGAAACGGUCGAUCUACCAUAUCCCAAAUCAAUACCGAGCUUCUCACCCUCAUCCCCAUCCUUCUCUCGUCAUCGGCAGCACCUCUUAUACCACCUUUACCGUCUAAGGACAACCUGAUUGCCCCCAUCGAAAAACCUGGCUAUACCCUUUUACUCAAGAUACAUCGUUUCUUCAAUCAAUACCCUACCGAGACCUCGGCACACCUGUCAGUAUUUCGUUCACUCAAUAUUUUAUUGACAGAGCUCGAAUUGAAUUGUCGGGACGACACACUCUCAGCUGGACUGAAACUACUGCCUCAACUUGUCUCGCUAUGGGGUACCAGAAACAAAGCUUUGAGAGAACAGAUAUUGAUAUCUAUUCGCAUGUUACUACCGUUUGUCACCCAUAAAACUCUGGUGGAGAAUAAACAUGCGACCGGAGUCAGAGAUACGCUGGAGAAGCUUAUGGAUGGUCUGUCGAGGGAAACGAUCAACAAGUGGGGGAUAGAGGCCCUUGACAUUGGGGUAUUAAGGUUAAAAUCGUCGCAAUCCAUGGACGGACCAUUCGGAUUACGAGGUAUAGGAGCUGGAUUUGACUUCAGUCAUGAACAUGCUAUGACCUGGGCAGUAUUGGAACUUUAUACGGAUACGUCUCUUUAUUUAUACGAAUCACAAUCACUCUCACAUCCAGCAACUCCCACUCGAAACAAUGGCCCCUCGAAGCGUCGGAGGACCGAGAACAAUAUUAAUUCUCUCAUCUCUUCCGCUCGAUUAGGUACAGUCAAGAAUCGCCUUCUGGCCUUACAAGUCAUCAUCUUCCUCUGCAACAGACAUCUCAGUAAACUCCACAACGAAGCUCAGCUGGAGAUACGGCGUACAAUGCUGGAUCUACUAGAUGAAGACGACGAACAACUUCAAUCAUGGACAUUUGUGGGAUUAUCUAUCCUUGCAAAGAUAUCCCAUGAAUAUCUCCAAACAGAUCAGAUGGAGAGCAAGUCUCUACUUGAUUCACCUUCUUCACGACUAGCUCAGAAGAAGUCCGAAGAGACUGAUUGGAAGAAAGUAUGGUCCUAUGCCAUUCGUAAAUCAUCGAACUCCAACGUUUGUCGGACUGCAUGUCACGCAGCGUAUACGCUCCUUCAGGUCGACAAAUUAGAUUGGGCCCAAGCUAUCAAGGAUAUCCACUCUUUACUUCGAAACGUUGAUAUUCAAGGUCCAGUAUUUCCUUACGACUCGGUUUGUGCCUUACUCUCUCUCGCGCUCGAAAUGGCAACAUCGGACGUACGACUGUACGCCUUGGGACUGGAAAAUAAGGUACUGAGCUGGUUAGAAAAAUGCGGUCUCGUGGAGGGACCCAGAGGGACUUCCAGAAUGGAGCAGCAAACCUCAGCGGAUAUCCUUCGUCUUUUCGCGUCGAUAUCUGGAUUUCAUCAUCAUCCCCUUCGCGAUAUCACUACCGAGGAGGUUUUACCUGAUGCUGUGAUCGUCGAUCGGAUACUGGAAAAAACCAAGACUAAGCCUAUACGGGAUUUUCUUCUCUAUGGCACUUUCCCACAAGAAAAAGUGAAAAACGGUGACACCGAUCAGUCGACGGAGUCAUAUCCGCAAGCCAUCGGAUUGGAAUCACUCGACGAACGAGCAAGAAGGAUAUCAACGUUUCUUUCCUCCAAGCUGUCAGCAUUGGCUACGGACUGGGAGAGUAUCGGAGGGGCAGCCGUCCCUGCCGAAAGAAUCAGGAGAUAUGUGGACCUCAUAGUCAUCGCCUUAUCCUUCCAAGCUACUAUACAGCUCAAUGGAAGUGUUCCUGAUUCCGAUUGUGUUCAUUCAGCUAUUCGACUGUUGACAGCUAUUCAAUCGACUUUUCUUUCAAACGGGUACAGCAUUCCUGCCCAGCACUUGAUCUGGAGAGGUCUUGAACCGCUCGUCCACUCAACAAUCCCACGGGAGGAUGACUGGCCGCUAUUAAUUCAGCCAGAUACACAAUCCGGUAUCAGACAGGACCUUCUUCCGACUUCUCGUUACGAUACGCCAAUCACCUCUUCUGUAGGUGACAGAAACAUCGUGAACGGAUCGAAAACAGAAUCAGGAUCUGGACCGUCUCAAACACUUGGUCUACCAAGUCAAAUACCCCUCAGUGGAAGCUAUAAUCUCCCACCCACACCUGUCACACCGAGUCAGUCUAUAAUCAAUCGUCCUGCACCACAUCGUUUGGUCAAUCAGAUAUGGUUGUUACCCACGGUUUCUGCCGCUCUUAAGGACAUCUUUAGCCUCUGUCUGCAACUAGUCAGCAAUCUGAACGCCGCCACCAACGGCAAUAGUGCACCUGCUCCCGGUCAUAUUGAGGACGACGACUUCGGCGAGAUCAGGAAUGUCGAGACCGAUGCCAUGCCGCUCUCUAAAGAGGCUAUAGAGUGUCAGCGCACUUCAGCUUCUUUGCUCAACACAGCUAUCGCAUUAAGAUUGAAAGGCUAUAUGCUGGUAUCCAACCUACAGAAACCAUAUAAAGAUCCUCAGCUGGUCAAUGCUCUACUAGUAACGGAAGGAUCAAGAUUUCUGGAGAUCGGGAAAGCCCUUUGCGUGGCUGUCAACAACAGGUGGCUUCGCUUAGGUGGAGAUGCUGUUGAGCUAGUCAUGGACGCUCUAGAAGAGAUGCUCAGAUCCUAUGCGUAUUCUAGAGAUACAGGCUUGUUAAGUCUAUGCUUGGCAUUUAUCAGAUGUUCCAUGCCAGUAUGGUUAGACGUUGAUGGAUUCAAGUCGGAUGUCGGAGAAAGAGCAAUACAUCUAGUCUGCUACUUCGCUUCAAGAAUUGAUAAGGGGACCAUCACCUCUUGGAAAGUCAAGAUGGGGAUGCUACGCUUCCUAGAUGAAUUCUUACAUUACGAUUUAGCCAAAGACUUGUGGCUACAAGGCAUGCAGGAUCACGUCGAAACGGAUGAAGAAGCGGAAAAUUCCGAUCCUUUAGCUUACUUAUCUGGAUCAUUACUGGAUGUCGACGCAAGAGUGAGGCUCAGAGCUGUUACUUCGGCUUCCUCAGUCUUUUAUCGACCUAUUCUACCUCUCGAUCAACAUUUCGCUUUCUACUUCCAAGUGUUGAAUAAACAACCUGGCGACGACAAGCAUUUCGAUUCUUUCGUAUCUCAUACUCUAUGGAAGCUGAACUGCUGUAUCGCGACCGCUCAACAAAGAUCAGCAGCGGUAUUUCACCUUUACGAGAUCCCUUCUAUCACCUCGGCUUACAACGGUCACCUUCAAUCCGGAUUGGAGGCUGUUUCUUGUCGACUCGGACUAUCUUCCAUAUCCGAGCUAUAUCUCCCGUAUGCGAUAGUCAUCAUUCGAAGUCAAUUACUUGGUAAUCAACUAGCUAUGAAAAUCCCACAUCGAUUAUACGGAUUCCCCACGAGAAAAGCCUACUCUCAUGCCUGCUUGCAACAAGUGGGGCCAUUCAUGCUAGCGGAAGGGUAUAUCGAUUUCUACACAUCAGCUUGCGAAGCUUCUGGGAUCCCUAUUGAAGAUAGUAUCGACCAAGCUUUCCCUUCUACAGCUGCUAUAAUGUACUCUAAAGUUUUCAACCCUGACACCGCUACCAAACAAUCCGUCCAGGAUGUUGUGGAGAUAUUAAGCAACUUACCCGGAGGCGAUAAUAAGAAAGGGCUUAAUAAAAAGCUAGACUCAUCGAUCGAUAGAAUAGCAGCGCAUCUUUGGGAAUUAUUAGAUCUCCAACUUUCCACAAAUGAAAUCGCGGUUGUUCUCAACGAAAUGACACCUGACCAAUCAGCCGGGACUCUAUUCUUGGAAUUGAUGACGAACGAUACUCUGCCGAUCGCUAAUACAGCUAUAGACCCUUUCGCUGCUGCUCAAAACAUCAUCGCCGCUUAUCAGUAUCUAAAGAAACAAAAUUCCCUCUCAACCGUCAAAAUGGUUUUCAACGCAAACAUUCGACUUACCAGUAAAAUAAACAAUGUGUUCCUCGUGAGUGAACAACGAAGGUCCCUGCGGUCUCUCUCGCUACUUGUGGUCCUGCAUCCGAAAGAGUUUCAAGAUUCGACUAUCUUACAAGCAUUUCUCAGAGAAAUGCUCGCUAUCUUACCUCAACCUGAUAUUUGCGGGAUCGCUUUAUCAAUGGUCGCUUGGGGAUUUAGGCAGCUCAACUCGCUCCAAGGCUCCAUAUCAAAUUUGACUGAUUUGUUUGUCCAACUUGGUUUCGCUCGAAUAGCUUUGAGUGAAACUUCAGUGUCGGGUAGGGAAGUGGGAGAUGGACUAGAGGACUGGAUAAUCCAAAGUGCUCGAAUAUGGACGAACAACGAGAAUACGAAAGUGGCCUUCCAGACGGCUCUGGCAUUAUGGCCUGAAACACUUCGAGGGAAAAUGACAGAACCGUAUUCCCCUUUUUAUACUGAUUUAGUGAAUCUCAGCAAGAGUAAAACAAUGAAGAAUGCUGGAGAGCUGUGUAAACAGUAUUUACAAGUUAUCAAAACAGGUACGAAACCUGAGGCUAUCGAGACCUUCGUCCAGUCCCUAUUUUGGCAUCUGAAAGGCAAAUUAAUGGAGAAUUCAGACACGGAUGGUAUCAAUGCUUUCCUAGAGAUACUCUACUUGGCAAAUGGUCAAAUUCGUGCGCCACCUCUAGAUUCGAUGAAAUUAUUCUCGAGUUACAAGAACAGUAACAUCACUAUCAGCUCGAGUAAGCAGAUCAAGGAUCCCGAGGCUACUUUGCGCUCUUCGAUAGUGCAGGAAGUUGCUAGACUUAUAGACGAGCCGAGCCAUCAGACUAGGUCAAUAGCUUAUAAAGCUCUACAAGGGAUGUUACCAAUGAUCGAAGAUUUAGUAUCCUCCUCUUUUUUACCAACCAAUGUACUCGGUCAGAUAUCGGCGCUUACUCCCAUCCACAUUCCACUCAAUAACAGUGAUUACCCGACGUUGGAUGAAAGUAUAAAUCAGGUGGGAUGGAUCAAGUAUUCCAGAUCAGCAGAUCAUUGGUGUCGAGAGUUAGUCAAAGUGCUCUGUCAGGUAGUAUCAACCGAUGAUCGAUUUUAUCAAUCGCUCGAACCACUUCUCAACUCAUCGACCGUCUCGUUAAGAUUUUUACUUCCCCACCUGAUUCAAGCUUCCUUAACGUGUGGAGCAUCAAUUCAUCCUGAAAUACCCUUUCAACGAUCAAAGAUUCUCUCGGCGCAUUUCAGCUUGAUUAUUCAGUGGCCAUCAGCUAGCUUAGGUACGAUACACUCUAUCAUCGAUACGAUACUCCAUCUAAGACAUUUCCAACCGCAUUAUCGAAAUGGAGAAUUGGGAUAUAAUGCUUGGUUGGAAAUUGAUUAUGUCCUCCUUAGUGAGGCUGCGGUGAAGUGCGGUGCGUAUGCUACGGCUUUGUUGUUUUUGGAGCUGGCCAGGGAUCAAGAAGGAGGUGGAGUCGAAGAUGACGACAAGAGGGUUCAGAAGAUUAUGUACGAAAUAUACAGCAAUGUCGAAGAUCCCGAUGGUUUCUACGGUAUCCAAAAUCACGACGUGCGAGAUGCCCUUCUCCGGAGAUUAGAGCACGAAGGACAAUCUCAACGGGCUUUCGGCUGGAAUGGAGCAUUUAUCGAAGCUGCUUCCUCUAACUCCUCCAAUACCUUCUUACCGGCUCUACACAACCUGCAUUCCUUCGGAUUCAAUCGCUUGGCAAGUUCGAUGACAUCCCAGACUCGACAAGAAGGUGUAGAUGAAGAUCCAUUUUUCCUUGAAUUAGCUUGGAGGACAGGUGAUUGGGACUUACCGAUGAGUGAGCAGCUUUCAAGAACGCCUCAAGGUAGUCUCUAUUCUGCGUUACGAGCUGUUCAUAGAGAACGAGAUACACAAGCUGCUCUCAAGAUAGUCAACGAGUCUAUCAAGGUCGAGGUAGACCGCUUGAGUGGAUUAGGGAUGGAAAGAAUGGCUCAGAUCAAGAGGACCACGACGAACUUGCUCUGCUUGAGAGAAGCGGCACAUUGGUUGGAUAAUGAUUUUCAGUCAUCACUCGAGAACGCUGCGAGUAAUGUUGGGGGCAUUGCUCAGGUACUUGGAUUCGCUAAUGUCGAUAAAUCGUUUGACUUUACCAACGCCGAACGUCUAACGGCAACUCAGCUAUCGCUCCUUCACUCUGGUCGACAAAGAGAAAGUAAAAAUACCUUGGGUGAUUUACUUAGUCCGAAAGCUGAACUUCUUGCUUCUCUGGAAAAAUCCUGCCAUCUCCGACUUGCUGAAAUGGCCAAGAACGAUGAUAAUAUCCAAGCUUCGGUCAAUGCCAUUACGGCUGUCCAACAAUUGGAAAUGGGUAGAACACCUUCAGAUGAAGCUCAAGAUGCGUUCAGUCAAGUAUUAUGGGCUCAGAACGAACAUGGUCUGGCGAUUCAACAUGCUCGAGAUCUAGUACAUGAAGUGCAGAGCAGGAAACCUGCUAAUCCCGGUAGAUUAGCUGUUUUGUAUGGUCGGAUUGCUCAUUGGACCGAUCUAGCUAAACUCAAAGCUGCAACCGAAAUCAAAAGUAUAUUUGACGAUGCUUGGAAGCUAGCUUUUCAUAGCAAGAUACCCAAUGCCGAACAAGCUAAAAUCUACUACGAAUAUGCGUGUUUCGCCGAUAAUCAUUAUACCAACUUGUCAAAAUCGUCUGAACUCGAAAGGCUCAAGUCGUAUCGUGAGAGACGAGCUCAAGAAUCACAUAUUCUAGGAUCGUCCAAAUCAAGCUCAAGGAGAGAAAGUACUUCACGACCCUCCAAGGCUGCUCAAGAGGAUCAAGAAGAUGAGAAAGUCAUCAAAGGCUUGGAGAGCGAACUACUAGCAUACAUCAAGAUGGCGUUACGGAUGUACGCUCAAGCAUUGGCUUUAUCGGACGCUCACGAUGAUUCCAUCACUCAAUUGGUCUCAUUAUGGUUACAGCACGAUGAGAGCGAAGAGAUCAAUGAUUCUUUCAAAGGGACAUUGAACCGUAUACCAUCGUAUAAAUUCGUGUUCCUCGGACCUCAAUUAGCAGCGAGAUUAUAUCGACCCACUAUACCUACCAAAUUCAAUGCGAAUUUGAAUGGACUGUUGUUGAAGAUGAGUAAAGAGCAUCCUUAUCAUAUUUUAUAUCAGGUCAUAACACUAGCUCAUGGAGUAUCACCCCCGAGCUCGGCAAGAAGGAAAUCUACCGAUGCUGAGAAUCAGGGCCGUGGACCGGCGGCAUUAGAAAUCUUAAAUGUGUUGGCCGGGUCGAAAGACACUUUGGCUCAUCAAGCUGCGAAACAGAUGAAGAUCUUCGUGGUGGCGUCGGUGAAUUGGUCGAGAUAUGAAGAGAGAUCACAAUCUCAAUCGUCCUCUGAUAAUGGCGGUGGAAGUAGGAAACCAAAAGCCGGGUCUCAAUAUAAUUUACCCACCAAUUGUCCUCUUAAACAUCUAACCAAUCUACGUAUACCUAUUGCGACCAGCUCUAUCCCCAUCGAUAAAAGUUUGGCAUAUACGGACAUACCUACUCUGCAGAGGUACGGGUCGACGUAUAUGAUUGCUGGUGGUGUACAUAGACCGAAGAUUAUGAGGGUAUAUGAUACGAAUAAUAAACAGCAUCAGCAGCUGUUCAAAGCGGAAGAUGAAGUACGACAAGAUGCAGUGAUGGAACAGGUAUUCACCAUGACGAAUGAUCUCCUCAUCAGAGAUAGACAGGCGAAAGCGAGAAAUCUCAGAUUUAGAACAUACAAUGUUGUUCCCUUACCUGAGAGGACUGGUAUCAUCGAGUUCGUAGAGGGUACAAGAGGGAUUGGAGAGUGGUUAAAACCGGCUCAUAUGAAGUAUCGACAAGGAAUAGACAUUUCCCCAGCGGAAUUUCAAGCGAAAAUAUCCAAGAUCCAAGAUCGAGAUCCGAAAUCCGCCGAUUUACCGAAGAAAUACCAAGAAUGUAUGACCCAAUUCAAACCUGUUUUAAGGCAUUUCUUCGUUGAGAGACAUAAAGAUCCAAUGGCAUGGUUCACCAUGAAAUUGAAUUAUUCAAGAUCGGUAGCUGUGACUAGUAUAGUGGGGUGGAUGGUCGGGCUGGGCGAUAGACAUUGUAGUAAUAUUUUGAUUGAUCAGGUUACUGGGGAGUUGGUGCAUAUUGAUUUUGGGAUUGUCUUCGAGGAUGGCCGAAAACUUCGUAUACCCGAAAAAGUUCCAUUCCGACUAACCAACGAUAUCGUCGAUGGACUUGGAAUAACAGGUAUAGAAGGAACUUUCCGACGAUGUUCUGAACAUACCCUUAGAGUACUACGUACUUCGUCAUCACUCAUCCUUACGGUGUUAGAAGUAUUCAAGAACGAUCCGUUAUACGCUUGGGCAGGUGAUCCAGAUAAAUUACAAAGAGCUCAAGGAGGAUUGGCAUUACCCAUCGGAGAAUUGAUAAUGCACGAUGCGAAUGUGAAAGAAAAAGCUGAUAGGGUGUUGAAUAAAAUUAAGAACAAAUUGGGAACGGGGUUGAGCGUAGAGUAUACGGUUAAUAUGCUGAUUCAGGAGGCUAGGGAUGUAGAGCAUCUGGCGAGAAUAUAUCACGGUUGGGCGGCAUGGUUCUGA